Sphenostylis stenocarpa is the source of this 1836-nucleotide messenger RNA. The record is from the annotation of a GenBank genome assembly. NCBI's taxonomy places the organism in Eukaryota, Viridiplantae, Streptophyta, Magnoliopsida, Fabales, Fabaceae.
AUGGAAAGUAAAGUGAGGGCAAAUGAGAGAUUGUUCUGCUUCGAAAGAAAUUCUAUUCAACAACUGAAUUGUGUACACAUGAUGGGGUGUUUCACUGUCCUGAAAUACAAGAAGAAAAAGAUCAAUAAAAUCCGAUACACAAAAUGUGUCAGCCACAAUGAACAUUUUCCUACAGUACUACCUGAACCUCAAACUCAUACUCGUUCCCUGCAGUCUGCACCUCCUAGUUUUAGGAACAGAGUGAAAUCUAUUCACCCCAUUAAUAAAGUCACCAAUCACAGAGCACGGGCAUUAUCUGCUCCAUCAGCUCUUGAUGUGGCUAAACAAUAUACUCUUACUACAGUAGAGUUCGAGGAACAAGAGGAAUCAAGAUACGAUGUGGGAUCGCUGAAGGGGCAGCAUUCAUCUAGUCCACAACCUUUACCUCUUCCAUCACACCAGGGUGGUGGUGAAUUGAAAGUUACUACUAGCAGCUUUAAGUCAGGAAUAGCUGGUGCUUCUCUGUACGCUCCAGAUGCAGCAGAACAGGAUGCUUUGGCCUCAGUUGAGGAUGAGGAACAAGAGUCUAAACACCUAGUUGGAUUGGUGAAGGAUCAUUCUUCAUCUAAUUCACAGCCUUUGCCUCUUCCAUCUCGUCAGGGUGGUGGUAGUGCAUUGAAGGCUAACGUCAGCUUUAAGUCAGGGAUGGCUAGUGCUCCUCUAUAUGCUUACGGACCUUUGCCUCUUCCACCAACUGGGUUGCUUAGAAACUUUCCGCUUGAGGAGAUUGCUGCUGCUUGUCACAACUUCUCUUCAGAUCGAUGCAUGUCUGAAUGUCUUUCUUCUACCAUAUAUAGCGCUUCAUUUGGUGAUGAUGUUUCAAGUGCAAAGAAGUUUGAAGCCACUGUCAUCCGCCUUCAUUCAUCAGCUCAGGGAUUUAAGGAAUUCAUUACUGAUGUUAAUAUCCUCGCAUCUUUGCAACAUCCGAACCUCUGUAAAUUGCUAGGAUUUCAUUCACGUGAUGAUUCUGAAUCAAGGAUGUUGGUUUAUGAGAGGCUAUGCCAUGGAAGCUUGGACCACCAGUUGUUUGGGAGAUCUGAUGGCCCUUCAAUUGAUUGGAACUCGCGAAUGAAAGUUGCCAUAUGUGCUGCACAGGGUCUUAUUUUCUUGAAUGAAGAAGGGCCUUUCCAGGCAAUGUAUAAUGAAUUUUCAGCUGCCAACAUACAGAUUGACAAAGAUUUCAGUGCAAAGCUUUCUGGGUAUGGUUGUGUUGGACGAAUUCCCGAUGAAGAGAUUUCAAGUAGUUCAUAUGCUGUUGGAAACCUGUCAGUGGAAACAUUGGAAAGAGGAAUUCUUACUCCUAAGAGCUAUGUUUGGGGUUUUGGAAUUAUUCUUUUAGAGCUACUUACUGGCAAAAAGAAUCUUGAUAGUCAUCACCCCAAGGAAGAGAGGAACUUGGUCAAGUGGAGCCGGCCUUUUCUGGCGGAUGAUUUUCGACUAUCACUGAUUAUGGAUCCUCAACUUAAAGGUCGCUUUCCUCCCAAAGCAGCAAGAGCAGUAGCUGACAUUGCACAAAGAUGCCUCCAAAAGGAGCCAUCAGAAAGACCCACCAUGAGAACCAUUGUUGAGCAGCUCAAAGUGGUUCAAGAUAUGAAGUACUCAUGUUGGUUCCCACUGCAAGAGCCUGUAAAACAAAUGUCAAGAUCACCAAGUCUUAAUGGUAUCAAAUGUCUCACACCUACGUUGAGUUUCUCUCCCUCAACAGCACCAAUUGCCAGACCAUCUGUUUCAUCUCCAAGAUGGUGUGCUGUUCCCACGUUGCAUCUUCCUCUUGGUGCCUGUUCCUCCAUUUUCUGA